Molecule: messenger RNA, 1635 nt
Organism: Dromiciops gliroides (monito del monte)
Lineage: Eukaryota; Metazoa; Chordata; Mammalia; Microbiotheria; Microbiotheriidae
Product: cytochrome P450 4F11-like
Exons: 12
Coding region: 1-1635 (544 amino acids)
Molecular function (GO): iron ion binding; monooxygenase activity; heme binding
Source: RefSeq, a predicted model, not a curated record
AUGCUGCCUGGCUCUGAAUGGCUGUCUCACCAGCUGGGACUUGCAGAGCUGGGGUCUGGAGUUUCCUUGGUCCUACUGCUGGUGUUCCUGGCAUUAAGUACUUGGAUGAUGUCUCAGGUCCUUACCUCUGUCCAUCAAUACUAUAUCAACUGCCAGCAUCUUCGAUGCUUCCCCCAGCCUCCUCUUCAGAACUGGUUCUUUGGCCACCUGGGGCUGAUUGAUUCAACUGAGGAAGGCCUGAUUCGUACUGUCCAGUUAGUGAGUACUUUCAGGAAAAUAUUUCUAAUCUGGAUGGGACCUUUUUACCCAUUGGUUAUACUCUGCCAUCCUGACUAUAUCCAACCUCUUACUUCAGCCUCAGUCAAUAUUGCACCCAAGGACAAACUUUUCUAUGGAUUUUUGGAGCCUUGGCUGGGGGAUGGGCUGCUGCUGAGUGGAGGAGACAAAUGGAGACAACACCGGCGCCUGCUGACCCCAGCUUUUCAUUUUAACAUCCUCAAGUCCUAUGUAAAGAUCUUCAACCAAUCUACAAACAUCAUGCAUGAGAAAUGGAAGCAUCUAUGUGCUGGGAGCAGUACCUACCUGGACAUGUUCGAGCACAUCAGCCUCAUGACCUUGGACAGCCUUCAGAAAUGCAUCUUUAGCCAUGACAGUGAUUGCCAGGGGAAGCCAAAUCCCUAUGUCUCAGCCAUUCUGGAGUUGAGUGCCCUCGUGGCAAGCCGCAACAAGCAGCUGCUCUUAUACUGGGAUGGUUUGUACUACCUCACCAGCCAGGGGAGGCGCUUCUCCCGGGCCUGCCACCUAGUACACAACUUCUCUGAUGCUGUCAUCCAGGCCCGGCACCGUGUCCUUGACAAAUAUGGUCCUGAGGCCUAUUUCAAUGACAAAGGCAAAGGCAAAACCAUGGACUUCAUAGACAUUCUACUGCUAGCCAAGGAUGAGGAUGGGAAGGCUCUGUCGGACAAAGACAUACAAGCAGAAGCUGACACCUUUAUGUUUAGAGGGUAUGACACAACUACAAGUGGUAUCUCCUGGGUUCUCUAUAACCUGGCCCAGCAUCAGGAACACCAGGAUCGUUGUCGACAGGAGAUACAGGAGCUCCUGAGGGGCCAUCAGCCAGAAGAGAUUGAAUGGGAUGAUCUGUCCCAGAUGCCCUUCUUAUCUAUGUGUAUCAAAGAGAGUCUGCGCCUGUACCCACCAGUUGUAACUGUCAUCCGCUGCUGUACCAAGGACAUUCAGCUGCCUGAUGGUCAUAUCAUCCCAAAAGGUGUUAGGUGUCUUGUCAACAUCUUUGGAACCCACCACAACCCAGCUGUGUGGACCAAACCUGAGGUCUUUGACCCAUAUCGCUUUGACUCCAACAACUCACAGAAGAUUUCACCACUGGCAUUUAUGCCCUUCUCAGCUGGACCCAGGAACUGCAUUGGGCAGAAUUUUGCCAUGUCAGAGAUGAAGGUUGUGCUGGCUCUCACCCUAUUACACUUCCGGGUCUUCUCAGACGGAUACUUACCUCAGAGGAAACCAGAACUGAUCCUCAGGGCAGAAGAUGGACUGUGGCUGAGGGUGGAGCCAAUUCUGGGUUCUUACAGCACUACGCCACACCUGGGCAAGAAGCCUCCCAGGAAUGAUGGAUAG